AUGGAGGACUUUAAAAUCUGUCCAGUGACUAACUACUACAAAAGGAUCCUUCUGCCAGUGUCCUACAGCAUUGUGUUCCUGCUGGGCCUGAGUUUAAACGGCGCCCUGCUGUGGUGCGUGUGCUGUCGGCUGCGCCAUUGGAGCAGCACGGUCAUCUACUCCACCAACCUCGCCGUGGCGGAUCUCCUGUACGUGCUGGCCUUGCCCCCUCUCAUCAUCAGCAAUGCCAUGGGCAGCAUGUGGCCCUUCGGGAACGUCAUCUGCAAAAGCGUCAGGUUCUUCUUUUUUGUCAACCUGCACUGCAGCAUGAUGUUUCUGACGUGCGUCAGCGUGCACCGCUUCCUCGGAGUGUGCUUCCCCAUCGCUGCUGUGCGCCUCAGGACCAAAAAAGUCGCCCUCUUCGCGUCAGGCUCGGUUUGGAUCCUUGCCACUGCAGAGAUUUUACCCACAUUGGUCUUUGCGCACACAGGUGUGAUCAACAACAUGACUGUGUGUUUUGAGAUGACCAACCCGGGGCGGUUUAAAGUUUAUUUCCCUUACGGAAUGUUUUUGGCCAUAGUGGGCUUUCUGAUCCCAUUCCUCGUCGUUAUCACCUGUUACUGCUCCAUGAUGACGGUGCUUUACUGCAGGGCCCCGGACAGCAUCUCCAACGCGAGGACAGCUCGGAUGCGCAACAAGUCUAUUUACACACUCCUGGUUGUGUGUCUCAUGUUUGUGGUGUGUUUUGUGCCUUAUCACAUCGCCCGGACCGUCUACUUGUUUGUGAGGGUCUACAUGCCCGAAGACUGUCACCUGCUGAACGUGGUCAUGAUCUCCUUCAAGGUGUGGAAGCCUGUGGUCAGUUUCAACUGCUGCGCUAACCCCCUCUUCUACUUUUUCGGCUGUAAUCGGCACCGUCAGAGGCUCCGGGCCUGGCUGUGGAGGCGGAGGAAGAGGGUGCAGCCCAGUGUGAGUGUGGUGGAUGUCGGCAGCACACACAGGUCCGCAGGGCAGAGAGCAUCCAUCAGAGGUCUCAUUAAGUGACUUUUAUCAGGAGGCCGCGGGCGGUAAUGACAUUAGGACUGUACCAACACUGUCUAUAAACUGU
Messenger RNA from Epinephelus lanceolatus (giant grouper), 1087 nucleotides. RefSeq names its product P2Y purinoceptor 3-like. Gene Ontology annotation, molecular function: G protein-coupled receptor activity. Gene Ontology annotation, cellular component: plasma membrane. NCBI's taxonomy places the organism in Eukaryota, Metazoa, Chordata, Actinopteri, Perciformes, Serranidae. The record is from RefSeq and is a predicted model, not a curated record. Gene Ontology annotation, biological process: G protein-coupled receptor signaling pathway.